AUGUCAAAAAGACCGGCAGAAGAAACAGUGGAGGCACUGGAAGCCCAACAACAAAGUACGGGCCCGCAAACUCCAAAGCGUGCGCGCGUUGAGGAGGUUAUUGACCAAGAGUUUAUGGAGAAAGGCUCGUGGAGGAAUGGUAUGAUAUUGGAAGCUUCGCGGCCGAGGGCACCGGCCCUCGCUACCGAUACGGACGAAGAUAGGGACGAAGAGGGCGAUGUGGCGGUGGGACAGCUUGGGGUCGGGAAAGCGCAGGAGGGGCCCUCGGAGGGGUUCUCGGAUUUGUACUUGGAUACCAUUAAUCGGUAUGGUGAACCCUCUAUCAGUGCAAGUCCGUACGCCUGAUUUAUCGCUGACAUUAAUCUCACAGAGUUCUGUUAGAUUUCGGUAAGUAACCAAUUCCGAACCCUGGGUGGGAGGCUACUAACUAGGGUAGACUUCGAGAAGCUAUGCUCCGUAUCCCUUUCCAAUAUCAACGUCUACGCUUGCCUAGUGUGUGGCAAAUAUUUUCAAGGCCGUGGUCGCUCGUCACACGCCUAUACACACUCCUUGGACCAAGAUCACCACGUCUUCAUCAACAUUGCCAGUUUGAAAGUGUAUGUUUUACCCGAGAGCUACGAAGUCCAGAACAAGACGUUAGAGGACAUCAAGUAUGUUGUAAACCCAACAUACACCAAGGCGGCCGUAAUGAAGCUUGACAAGGAGCCAUUGAUACGGUGGGAUCUAGGAGGGAAAAAGUACAUUCCCGGUUAGUUCAAGUAUGUCUCGUUGGCGAUGCACCGGUGAGCUAACUUUAACCUCCAUCACAGGUUUUGUAGGGUUGAACAACAUCAAACAGAAUGAUUACAUGAACGUUGUGGUGCACGCUCUUGCACACGUAGCUCCUCUUAGGGACUAUUUCAUGCUAGAGGAUUUAUCGGCAAGGCCAGAACUAGGUACGCUACCCUCGCCUCAACCACGUUCAGGAUACUAACGACCAAUCCCCAGCUCAGCGGUUCUCCAUCCUGGUUAGAAAGAUCUGGAACCCCCGCGCUUUCAAAUCCCAUGUUUCUCCCCACGAGCUUCUUCAGGAAAUUUCUCUCCGUUCUUCCAAAAGGUUCACCCUGACUACCCAAUCCGACCCAGUAGACUUUCACUCCUGGUUCAUAAACAAUCUUCAUCUCUCACUCGGUGGCUCGAAAACGAGGCCGGGGACAAGCAUCAUACAAAGGGUUUUCCAAGGAAAGCUAAAAGUCGAAUCACAGACCAUUACUGCUAGAGCGGAUGCUUCUGAUAGAUUACGAUUCGAAGAAGCAGCUGAAAUUAAGACGGAUAUUGUAAGGUUCAUGAUGUUAACCCUGGAUUUACCGCCAAAACCGAUCUUCAAGGACGAGCAGGACAAGAAUAUCAUCCCUCAGGUCUGAUUACCUACUUACUCACCGUUGGAGUCGCCCUGCUGACCCAGCUCUAGGUCCCCUUGACAACCAUCCUGUCAAAGUACGACGGCCUGCACUCCCAGGAGCUCCUCGGACAGCGUAAACGCUACCGCCUCCUCUCCCCCCUCCCCCCCUUCCUAAUAUUCCACAUCAAACGCUUUAGCAAGAACAAAUUUGUAGAAGAGCGCAAUCCCACCAUCGUUACUUUCCCCACAAGAUCACUAGACAUGUCACCCUACGUCCAGCCUUCGGAUGGCGGUUCCUCAGCGGAGCCAAUCUGGUACGAUCUAGUCGCCAACAUCACGCAUGAGAGUGUCACCACCACAUCAGGAAAGAAAGAGGGCGACAUCAGGAGUGUCUAUAAGGUGCAGUUGGUAAAUAAGGCUAGCGGAGAGUGGUUCCAGAUUCAGGAUUUGUUUGUAGAGGAGGUUGCCAGAGAACUACUAUUUACGAGCGAGUCGUAUGUUCAGAUUUGGCAGAUGAGGAGGGAGCCGAAGGGCAAGGGGUCGGAGGGGUAGUAGCCUAAUGAAUAUGCUUGGUGGUUUGCUAAUGCUCUUUGAGAAAUGUUUUGUCGCCACAGGCAGCAUGAAAAAGUUGUUGCUUUGAACGACAGCUGUGACAUGCUGUAUCGUAUGGAGUCGAGCUAAAGCUACAGCAUCCACAAUACAGUGUGCCCGGGGCGCGUUUAACCACCAGCUAUUCUAAGGGAAUCAUAAGCCACGAGGGUAGGAUAGGCAGACAGUACCGUAUGGCCAUAUAAAAAUGGCUUUAUGUCGCCGAGCCCAGAUGCCACCGAAAUAUAAGCUACUCGUAGUUCCCAAUACGGUACUCGUGCGGUGCACACCUUAUCAUCAAUGUAAAGCUAAAAAUAAAAAAAAAUGAUUGCCCACAUUAUAUAACACAUUCUUCUAUCCUGUGUUUGAGUUUAUUGUGAUUUUGACCG
This is a messenger RNA of Tuber aestivum (summer truffle), 2358 nucleotides long. The record is from the annotation of a GenBank genome assembly. NCBI's taxonomy places the organism in Eukaryota, Fungi, Ascomycota, Pezizomycetes, Pezizales, Tuberaceae.